AUGUCCUCCUGGCAAGACAUCUGCCACUUCAAGCGCGAGCUUCAAGCCGGCAACAUCCCGUUCACCUGGCGUCUGAACCCACUACCUACAGAUUACAAAUCAUCCAUUCCAAUUGUCGAAUCUUGUGGUAUUCUGAGUGGUCAAGAACUGGAAAUCACCAACACCGAUGCAUCAAUUUUGAUCCCGAAGCUUCAGUCCGGAGAGCUUACAGCUGUCAAAGUGGUCACUGCAUUUUGCAAACGAGCUGCCGUGUUACAGCAAUUAACCAAAUGUUGCACUGAACUCAUGUUUGGAGAUGCUCUGGAGACGGCAGAAAGACUAGAUGAGGAGUUUGCGAAGACUGGAAAGACAGCUGGUCCACUCCACGGUCUGCCGAUCUCGCUCAAGGAUUGCUGCGAGGUUGAGGGUUAUGAUGCUUGUGUUGGCUGGGCAGGCUUGUGCUUUAAGCCUGUUGAGCAGCACAGUGUUUCCACUAUUGCGCAGGCUGUGAGGCUUGGAGCUGUGUUGUAUGUCAAGACCAACGUUCCGCAGAGUAUGAUGAUGUCGGAUAGUUAUAACCAUGUCUUUGGACAGAGCGUCAACUCUUUGCACUCUGGACUUGUAUCCGGUGGCUCGUCAGGUGGUGAGGGCGCUUUGGUGGGUGGGAAAGGUUCAGUCAUUGGCAUCGGUACUGAUAUCGGUGGUUCAAUCCGCAUUCCAGCUGUUCUGCAAGGCAUCUAUGGUCUUUGCCCUUCGGCUUACAGAGUUUCAUGGCGCAGAGCAGCUAACCACCAGGAGUAUCUGAUUCCUUCUGUCGCCGGACCUUUGACCUGGUCUCUAGAGUCACUCAAGACAUACAUGGAAGCCUACUGCUCGAGCGACCCGUGGCAAAUCGACCCCAGCAUCCCCCCAAUCCCCUGGCGGACAGAGCUUACCAGACUUCCUGCUGGCAAAAAGCUCAGACUCGGCUUCAUCCAUGACGAUGGCUAUGUGCUUCCUCAACCCCCUAUCCAGCGCGCAAUGCAACGAGUCCGCCAACUCUUCGCCGAUGCAGGCCACGAGUGUAUCGACUGGGACGCUGCUUCACAGUCAACAUCCUACUACGAUCUCUGGGAACCCGCUAUACUGGCUGAUGGAGGCGAAGGCUGCGCAGCCGCCGGAAACCUCUCAGAUCCUCCACAACCGCUCAUCGAAGGUAUGCUAGUAGGAAAACCCGAAGAUAAACUCGAUAUUCCACAAAGACAAGCGCUGGCUCGCAAUAUACUAGAGUACAAACAAAUGUAUGCUGAAAAAAUGCUCGAGUCAGGUGUCGACGCUAUCAUUGCACCUGUGUUGCCUUGGGUGGGCUAUAAGCCUAAGCAGUGGGUCGUCAGCAAUCAGUAUGUGGGCUACAGUGCUCAUUGGAAUCUGCUCGACUAUUCUGCAUUGGCAGUGCCGACUGGAGUGGUUGCAGACAGGGAGUUGGAUAGUGUUGAAGCUUGUGCUGGAUGGCAGGACUACACGCCAAAGAACAAAAGCGAUGAAUUCAAUCACGCGCAAUAUGAUAUUGACUUGGUGGAAGGCAUGCCAGUGGGUGUUCAACUAGUCACUGGACACUAUGGCGAGGAGAAAGCAAUCAUGAUCGCGGGAGUUUUGGACAAGUUGCGCAAGAGUUCUUCGAAUUGA
Messenger RNA from Aureobasidium namibiae CBS 147.97, 1644 nucleotides. Its product is annotated as amidase. The coding region runs from base 1 to 1644 and encodes 547 amino acids. NCBI's taxonomy places the organism in Eukaryota, Fungi, Ascomycota, Dothideomycetes, Dothideales, Saccotheciaceae. The transcript has a single exon. The record is from RefSeq and is a predicted model, not a curated record.